Eptesicus fuscus (big brown bat) is the source of this 1403-nucleotide messenger RNA. RefSeq names its product metabolism of cobalamin associated C (gene MMACHC). The transcript is spliced from 4 exons. Gene Ontology annotation, biological process: cobalamin metabolic process. The record is from RefSeq and is a predicted model, not a curated record. Gene Ontology annotation, cellular component: cytoplasm. Gene Ontology annotation, molecular function: demethylase activity; FAD binding; cyanocobalamin reductase (cyanide-eliminating) (NADP+) activity. Bases 128 to 973 code for a protein of 281 amino acids. NCBI's taxonomy places the organism in Eukaryota, Metazoa, Chordata, Mammalia, Chiroptera, Vespertilionidae.
GGCAACUGUGUCCCGCUAUGAGUCGCACAAGAUCUUGGGAAAUGGAGUCCAAGCUGCCCUGAAAAUUAACGGCCCCGGUUAACCUUGAGACUCCAUUCCCCAGCAAGCUCAGCGUGUAGCAUACAGCAUGGAGCCGCAAGUCGCUGAGCUGAAGCAGAAGAUUGAGGACACGUUGUGCCCUUUUGGCUUCGAGGUUUACCCCUUCCAGGUGGCAUGGUACAAUGCAGUCCUGCCUUCAGCCUUCCACCUGCCCCUGCCAGGACCUACCCUGGCCUUCCUGGUACUCAGCACACCUGCCAUGUUUGACCGGGCCCUCAAGCCCUUCCUGCAGAGCGGCCACCUCCAACCACUGACUGACCCUGUGGACCAAUGUGUGGCCUACCACCUAGGCCGUGUUAGAAAGAGCCUCCCAGAGCUGCAGGUUGAAGUUAUCGCUGACUACGAGGUACACCCCAACCGGCGCCCCAAGAUUCUGGCCCAGACAGCAGCCCAUGUGGCAGGGGCUGCUUACUACUACCAACGACAGGAUGUAGAGGCUGACCCCUGGGGAACCCAGCGUAUAUCAGGUGUGUGCAUACAUCCCCGAUUUGGGGGCUGGUUUGCCAUCCGAGGGGUAUUGCUGCUGCCAGGAAUAGAAGUGCCUGAUUUGCCACCCACUAAACCCCUCGACUGUGUGCCAACAAGAACUGACCGAAUCACCCUGCUUGAAAGCUUCAAUUUCCAUUGGCGUGACUGGACGUACAGGGAUGCUGUGACACCCCAGGAGCGCUACUCCGAAGAGCAGAAGGCUUACUUUUCCACACCACCUGCCCAGCGCUUGGCCUUGCUGGGCUUGGCCCAACCCUCAAGGGAGCCUAGUUCUGCAUCCCCUGAGCUUCUCUUUACCACACUGAUACCCAAGUCACAGAAUCUCAGCAGAGCCAGGGGGUGGCUCAGCCCCAGGGUCUCACCACCUGCAUCCCCUGACCCUUGAUACCCUCCUCACCUGUAGGAUCCCUAUUUAUACCAAUGGUACUUGCUAAGACUUACCUGGCUUUGGCAAGGCAAAGGUUUUAUUUUGGCUAAAAGAUGAUUACUUUUGAUAAAAGAAUUAUAGUAGAGAUCUUCAAUGAAGAUAAUGAGGCUCAGAAGUCUGGUCAAGACAUUAAGAAAUCCAAGACUAAUAAAUCAAUAUUAGUUAAUAUUUCAAUAGGAUAAAAGACAAAGGCAGGUUCUGAAUUCCCACCUGCCUUGGCAUAUGGAAUUAUUGCCUGUUACCAUUAGUCUGCAGUGCUACAUGUCACAAGGACAAAGGGGUAUUUAUUGCCUGUUACCAUUUAUCUGCAAUGCUCCAAGAUACUAGAUAUAGGGCAUAAGGGACAACCAAUCCUCUAAGCAAUAGUAUAAAUAAAUAAUGUAUCAUA